Botrytis porri is the source of this 1158-nucleotide messenger RNA. RefSeq lists its product as uncharacterized. The coding region runs from base 1 to 1158 and encodes 385 amino acids. Lineage: Eukaryota; Fungi; Ascomycota; Leotiomycetes; Helotiales; Sclerotiniaceae. The record is from RefSeq and is a predicted model, not a curated record. Gene Ontology annotation, molecular function: UDP-galactose transmembrane transporter activity. Gene Ontology annotation, biological process: pyrimidine nucleotide-sugar transmembrane transport. The transcript has a single exon. Gene Ontology annotation, cellular component: Golgi membrane.
AUGAGUUCCUUCACCGACAACCUCCUCCCCAUCUAUAUCAUUGGAGAAACCAUACGCGCCAAUUAUGCAUACUUUGCCUUUCACACAACUCCUCAGAUAACCCCAUCACUGAUUGCGCUUCUUUCCGAAACUCUCAAACUUGCUAUCGCAGCUAUAAUUAUCAAUCAUUCCGAGGAAGGUCUUUCUUCUAUCAGAAAGAAAUUUAACAGGAAUGGCUCUAGGGAUGUUGUGCAAUACGGUGUUCCAGCAGCCUUUUACCUCAUCAAUAACCUGAUAUAUUUCACGAUUCUGCCGUCCACAUCGCCCAGUCUUCUCCAAGUAUGUAUGCUUGCGAAGAUUCCCGCGACGGCGAUCCUGCAUCAUUUCUGGGUGAGGAAGCAAGGAAAUGCUCGAUCGUGGAUAUCUCUUGGCUUCCUCUGUUUUGGGCUCUUUCUCUUCAAUAUCCCCUCGGGCAAUGAUACCAAAGGUUGGCUUGUGGCUCCUGUGGCAGGAUUGGUGAUCGCGGUCUUCUCUGCAAUCGCUAGUAUUGCUAGUGAGUCUCUUACCAAGACUGGUUCAUUCUGGGAAUCUCAACUAUGGCUCUAUCUUUGGGGAGUUUUCUUCUCCAUCAUCACAUACCCCAUUGCUACAUGGAUAACGGUUGAUUGGGGAACGAAUGCAAAUCUCUCGGUAACAUCUACGGCAACGAUUGCUAUCUAUUUCUCGUGUCUCACAUCCGGCGUCGGCUUAAUCGUCGCUGCUAUGCUCCGGAAAAAAGACAAUCUUACGAAAUUGGUGGGAACUUCGAUUAGUCUGCUCACGAUUGCCGCAACGCAGUAUGUCAUAUUCCCCGCGUUGCGAUCAUCGGGUUUCACGGCGUGGAAGAUCAUGGGGGGAUUGGUAGUCAUCAUCUCGACGGGUUGUUAUAAUUAUUUCAAGGAUACAUCUCCAGAGAAUGUCAGUUCGUUUAGUCGGUUACUUCCAACCUCCAAUGAGUACACUGAGGAUGGGGAGAUCUCAAGAUCUGAGAAAUCAAUUGCUGUAUCGGCAAUGGAAAGAAUGUUCUCAUGGUUUGCUUUCGUUCAUCAGAGAUCCCCAUCUACUUCUUAUGGGUUGGUUGAAACUCGGGAGGCUGAGAGCGAAGAGAGAUUGUCAACUGCUAGUAAAGAUUUAACUUAA